AUGUCCUCCCUCUCAUCACUGGACACCUCCAGCGUUCUCGCUGCCUUCCUCACCGUCGCAGUCGCCGUCGUCUCUUAUGUUGCCUACCGCGCGAUCGUUACGUUCUCCAAAUGGGGCGACAUCUACGGCGGCAUCGUGCACAUCAGCGCCCUCGGCCAGAACAUCGUCAUCCUCAACGAGCCCCAGUACGCCAUCGACAUGCUCGACCGCAAAGGCGUCCUCUAUAGCGACCGCCCGACGCUCGUCAUGGGCGGCCAGCUCGUCGGCUGGGACGAGGGGCCCGCGCUCAUCCCCUUCUCCGACCGCUGGGCGGAGUACCGCCGGCUCUUCAGCCACUUCAUGGGCACGAAGGCGAAGAUCGACGCCUUCAGCCACGUCCUCCACGAGGAGACCAACGUCUUCCUGAAGCACGUCCUCGCCGAGCCCCGCGACUGGGUCGAGCACACGCGCCGGUUCGCAGGCGGGCUCGUCCUGCAGCUGGCGUACGGCUACCGGGCCUCGGACCCCGGAGGCAAGGAGCUCGUCAAGCUCGUCGACGACGCGAUGGACGGCUUUUCGGAGGCGACGAUGCCGAACGCGUUCCUCGUCGACGUUUUCCCCGUCCUGCGCUGCGUGCCCGCCUGGUUCCCCGGCGCGGCGUGGAAGCGGAAGGCACAGUUGUACCACGACUACCUCCAGGAGAUGCUGCGGGCCCCGUUCGAGCUCGUGAAGCGGCAGAUGGCUGCAGGCGUCGCGCGUCCCUCCUUCACCCAGAGCCAUCUCGACUCCCAGAAGCUCUCCCCAGAGGAAGAACGCACAAUCCAAUGGGCAGCCGCCGGGAUCUACAGCGGCGGCGCGGACACCACCGUAGCAGGCAUCAGCUGCUUCAUCCUGGGCCUCGUGCGCCACACGGCGGAGCAGCGCACCGCCCAAGCCGAGCUCGACACCGUGCUCGGGCACGACGCCCUCCCGACGCCCGCCGACCGUGCGCGCCUGCCGUACUGCGAAGCGCUCUACCUCGAGAUCAUGCGUUUCUACACGUUCGGCCCGCUCGGGCUUGCACACGUGGUGCGCGAGGACGACGUGCAUGACGGGUACUUCAUACCCAAGGGCUCGAUCAUCGUCCCUAACAACUGGCGAUUCUUCCACAAUCCAACUACGUACCCCGAGCCGGACACAUUUGCACCAGAGCGGUUCCUAGGGAAGGAGAAACAGUUCGACCCGCGCAAAUACCUCUUCGGGUACGGCCGUCGGAUAUGUCCAGGCACGUCUCUGUCUCCGCGCCCGCCCCGGCCACCACUGACACCCCCACCAGGCCUCCACCUCGCCGACGCGUCCAUGUGGCUCGCGUGCGUGUCCGUCCUCGCCGCGUUCGACGUCGCGCCCCCCGUGCACGACGGCGGGCCCGUCGUCCCCCCGGCUCGGUUCGUGAACGGUGGAAUCAGCCACCCUGAACCGUUCGAGUGUGUAGUCCGCCCGCGGAGCACUGGCGUGGAGGCCCUCGUGCGCGGGCUCUCGGGCAGCCUCUGA
Molecule: messenger RNA, 1509 nt
Organism: Fomitopsis serialis
Lineage: Eukaryota; Fungi; Basidiomycota; Agaricomycetes; Polyporales; Fomitopsidaceae
Product: cytochrome P450
Exons: 12
Coding region: 1-1509 (502 amino acids)
Molecular function (GO): iron ion binding; monooxygenase activity; oxidoreductase activity, acting on paired donors, with incorporation or reduction of molecular oxygen
Source: RefSeq, a predicted model, not a curated record